Messenger RNA from Heterobilharzia americana, 6301 nucleotides. The record is from the annotation of a GenBank genome assembly. NCBI's taxonomy places the organism in Eukaryota, Metazoa, Platyhelminthes, Trematoda, Strigeidida, Schistosomatidae.
GUUGGGCAACUGAAGCGUUUCUGUGCUCCAUUUCAAAUGACUUUCAAAGUGUUCUGCUCAGCGUUCUAGCCACCUGUCGUGAGAAACUGUCAGCCUCAUCAUUUUCGGUGAUGGUUUCACUUGCUAUUGUUUAUUUCUUUCCUGUAUCCUUAAUAAGCCUAAAUAGUUGCCGGGUGUUACCUGACGCUAAUGCCUUCUCCACCUCUCUCGCUUUCGCCAGCCACCACUGCUAGUGUUCGUUGUGGAGACCCUUGGUCAGUUUGUGUUUGAGCUGCUUUCGCUCUUCAUUGUGGCGGAGCCAGCUAGAAUGAGUCUUCUCGCAUCCGUCAUUUCUGAUGAGGUUGCAGAAAUCCAUUGGCGUUUGGUAGCUUUGGAAUUAGGUUACGAACUGUUCUUGCCGCUGUUUCUACUGUCUACUUAAUAUUGCGCCAUGUUUCCUCAGGAUGAGCAAUGCUGUCAGUUCAGAUAGAUGCUUAACUAUCUCUACCUAACUACGUAUUUGGUGUUCUUAUCUUCUUAUCGAGCAUAGAAAGGCUUUAUUGCUACCUGUUUUCUGUGAGCAGUGAUGCGCAGAUACACAUGUGUCCGAACAUAGUGUAUCUGUGUCCAUUUUUGGUUUGAUUUCGGCGGACGCCAUGUGAAAUAGUGUGUCUCUCCGUAUGCUUGAAGUUAGUGCUGUGGACCAUUACUCUAGGUGACUGACUUCCAACUCGAGAGUUACUGGUUCGAACUGCACUCUACCUGUCAAUGUUUGGGCAGUCGAGUAGUAUCAUUAGCCGUCACACAAUAGGUGUGGUUCGUUGCCUACUACAUGAAUGUGCACAAUAUUUCUAGUUCAUUUCGCUAAGGGACAAUGUGAAUGGUUCUGGUCGGAGAUCAUAGGUAUUGUUAUUCACCAAGCAGGAUGAUUUUGCAACGCUGUUUGCGUUGCUUUCAGUUGAAAUAUUCGUGAGUUCUGAAGGAGAGAGAGGGAGAUGUGCUGUCAUUUGUGGUUCAGCAACCAGCUCAGUGAUGAGGCUAAGGUGGGGUUUUCUUUGUAAAUGGACAGUAGGACAUCUAAAAUCAAAUUAUUUCAUGAAUACAUUCCCUAGAUCAAUUUCGUUCACCCGUGCAUUCGGUAUUUCUGUUCGAUGCCAAAGUAUUGCCAGUUCUACAAAAAAGCAAGCUAAACAUAAGAUUGUCAUUGUGGGUGGUGGUUCAGGUGGUUGUGCAAUGGCCAAUCGUUUAUGUAGUCAUGUGGACAUGGAUCAAGUUGCUGUUAUUGAGCCAUCUACGACUCAUUACUAUCAACCAUUAUUCACUCUAGUUGGUGCUGGAAUUAAACCGCUAAAAGAAGCGCAUCGUCCUCUUCAAGAAGUUUUAACGCAAAAGGCGAAGUUGUAUCAAGAUAGAGUCACGCACAUUGAACCAAAAGACUCAUAUGUUGUACUUUCGAAUGGGGAUAAAAUAUCAUACGACUACCUCAUUCUGGCUCUUGGAAUGGAUUUACGUUUUGAUAAGAUCAUUGGAGCUGAAAAAGCUCUGAAAACUGACCCUCGUGUAUGUUCAAACUAUUCUGUUGACUAUGUGGAAAAAACUUUGAGAGCAUAUCAGAAUUUCAAAGGAGGUAAUGCUGUGUUUACACUCCCAGCUGGACCAAUUAAAUGUGCUGGUGCUCCACAAAAGGUUAUGUACCUAUUUGAAGAUUAUCUCAAGCGAUUUGGAAAGAAUAUUCCAGCUGAUAUUCAUUAUUUCACGGCUACAAAUAAGAUGUUCUCAGUUGACAAAUAUUCCAAAUCUCUUACGGAAAUUUGUAAAAAGCGCAAAAUAUGUUGCAAUUUGUCACAUAAUCUGGUUGAAGUAAAUCCACAAACCAGUGAAGCUGUAUUCGAAGAUAUGGAAAAAAAUAAACUUGUACACGUUAAGUAUGACCUGUUACAUAUCACGCCUCCAAUGAGUUGUCCUGAGGUCCUUGUGAAAACACCAAAUUUAACCGAUCCGAAUGCAAGUGAUUAUGUGAAUGUGGAUAUUAAAACACUGAGACAUAAACACUAUGAUAAUAUAUUUGCAAUUGGUGACUGUGCAGCUUUGCCGACAUCGAAAACAGCUGCAGCUGUAGCUGGUCAAGUGGGUGUGUUGGAAAAGAAUCUGUGUGAUGUUAUGAAGGGUGGUAAAGGUAAUGUUGCUGAAGUAAGUAUAUAUUUAGAAAUAAUUUCAAGCACAUAUCAUGAUAAUUCUUUCGUCCAUUCGAAUUUUGGUGUUGAUCCAGAUGUUUUAAGCGUGGGAAAUCAUUGUGGUACUGCUUAAUUAUGAGUUUAAGUAUAGGUAUGGGUUAUACUCAGGUGCUUCACCACUUUAAAGAAGAAUCUAUUCAAUUCACUUCCUAAGUAAUCGAUUAUUUCUUAUAUAUUUAUCAGUGUGCUCUAACUACAAUAUCUACGAUGUGCUUACUUUAUGCUCUGAGUUAUUUAUACACUGUAUGUAGAUGUAUGUAGGAACUGUAGGAAUAGGUUUGUUUGGAUUUCUUUACUGUAAUUUUCGGAUGCGAAAAAGACGAAACGUAUCAGUCGGUAAAAUAUUUGGCGUUGAUAAAAGGAAGUGGGUUAGGUUAGAUUUAUCUUUAAAUGCCAGUAAACUACAGACUGAUGGGUUGAUACAUCUUGACUACCCACACUGUGGAGAGUGAAUUUUCUGUUUAGUGUAUUUACCACAGGAAGUGGAUUAGUGAGGAUUAUCCUAUUGACUUGAUUGUGUUACCAUGAAAUUCGAAUGGCGUCUGUUUAAUGUUGGUUAAACAUGGUAUUUUUAGAUGCUUUUGAAUUUCAGUUAAUUGCCUAUUACAUCUAUAGUUCUCAAGAAACCCUUUUCACGGUAAUCAGAAGAUAGGUGAUGAAGGCAGAUAAGGGUAUGCCAAUUUCAGGCGUUAUCUUCUUUGCUCCUUCUUUCAAUAAAAUGGAGACAUUAUCAAUUUGUAAUGUAGAUUAUCCUCGAGAAGUGCCUUGUUACUACAUGUUCAGCUGGUAGUUUCUUUACUUUAUUUUAACAGUAUAGAGGACUGUUUUGUUUCGAAUAUUGUUCGUGAAUUUCUUUGUUUUUGCAGAUGGUUGAGAUUCUGAGCGGUGUUUAUUUACAGAAUCUAUUGUAUCCUUUUCGAGUAAUACUUAGAUAGUUUGUGUUCAGCAGUAGUUAACGGUUGAUUGAACGAAGUGCAUUCGUUAUUGCUUGAUGUGAGCUGUGGCAACUCGGACCGUUAUGCAGUGAUGCCUGGUCCUAUGUUGAUAUUGAUGAUGAUGAUUUCUUCUUACUUAUAAUCGAUCAUUCGGAUUUAUCUGUGUCUUGACACUACUACUUAGGUUGGAAACUCAGCGACCAAGUUGAUAACAGCCAAGUGUUUGAAAUGAUAGAUAGUGAGUUCAAGUUCUGGUGUAGACCCGACGAGAGCUGCUAAUUUGAUGUGGUCGUCAAACGUGUAUAUCCCAAUAUCCCAGUGGGCGAUAAUGGUAGAGCUUUAGUUUCUUUGAGGUCCUACCAUACGAGUAAGGUAUGUUUGGUAGUGGUAAGAGAAGAACGGGUCCCCGUUAUGUGAUGCAAGUAGUCACGCUAUGAUGGUGGUAGAAGUGCGAAGUUGUACUACUGACUGGAUGGUUCCGUGACAGCAUUACUGUUUCCUGUGUAUGACCAGCAGUAGUAUGCUGAUGCUGUUUACUCCAUGGUAAGUAGGGGUGAGGAAAGGUCGAGUACAGAAAUGGCGGUCUUCGGUGCCGGCCAUAUGGGUUGAGUAAUAAUAAAAUGGCUGUGAUAUGCUUGUUUGGCUUUCUCCACUGUAAGCAGUUUAUGAUGUAUACAUUAUAUCUGGUUAUCUACGAAGUCUUGAGUGUACUUUGCUACAGUUUGCUGUGUUCUACUAUAUGACCGUUAAAGUGAAAGAGUUCAAGUCUAUUUCAUCCUAAUUGUCAUGUUACAUUUUUUUGUUUUGCUUACACGACUGUCUUCUACUUUUGAUUACUUCCUUUCUCAUUUAUCAAUGUUUCACCUUGAGGCCUUGAAAAAUGUGUUACGCAUUCCUAGUGGCCGUUCACCGGAUUGCACAAUGUUAACCGAAAUAGGUUUAGGCUGGGAAAGAUUUAGAGGCUGUCGGAUUAAGAGCUGGUGUCAGUCGAUGAAGUGUCUGACUGUUGGUCUAAGCCUUGUGGUGAACUGUGGACUUCCGUGUCGGGGCUCAGGUGACCAGGGAAACCAGUGGUUAGAAACUCAGAUGGCUCAGAUGUAUUCGCAUGUCAUCCUCAUCUUAAUCGUUACACUGGAUUUUAUUAUUGUCUCAUUUCUCCUUGCAUUCUUUCGGUAAUUUUCUGCCAGCUUUUAGUGCUUUCUUUCCUACUUGUUUACUGGUCAUCUUGGCGGGUUCUCGCUUGAUGUAUUGACAUGAGGUGUGGCAACUUGGACCACUACGCAAUAGUGUCAGGUCCUAUGUUGCUUUAUGUCUGUCUAUCUCAACAGGGUAGCUCAACAGAGUAGGUUGAAGAGAUUUAUUGUAUGAAAUGCAGAAUGUGAGUGCCAUUGACAGUGGCUCGCAAUGGCGAUCAAGUAGUGAUGAGAUUGAUGUCAAAGCGUCGUUGCAAGAAAUCCUCAUUCAAAGAAAGUUUGAUCGUUGAUUUCCGUCAAUCCAACAGUGAAAAAUUCAAAGUUUCAGUAACAAGGUUGAUCAGCCUACGGUGUUGUGUUCCAGUUUGUUAAUUCAUAUAGUGAAUAGUGUAGACAAAAUGGUCACUAUUUUCUUAUAUUUCAUCUUGGUGUUUACCUACCAACCGGUUAUAUUCAGCCAUUGGAUCUCAUAACAGUUGAGUUUACUUUAUUCAGAGUAAACGUUGUAGAUGGUUUUGCUUCUGUUGGUUAUCUGAGUGAGUAGAAUUUAUUUAGAUUCCAAUAGCUGAAGUCACUUAACUUUGUGCAGUGAAUUUUUCCGAGUACAGUAUUGUUGAAUCUAAUUGUGAAGGUGCUAAAUUAUUUUUCGCUUUAAUACAUAUUGAAGAAACAGAAGACAACUCGACGAGAGAAUGUUUAUUACGAAUAAUUGGAAUGGUAGUGGUUACAUAUGGUACUGCUUGCACUAACGCAGCCAUUUGCAAAUGGCUUCGUUUCCUCUCCGUUCCUGUCUUGAUUUGCUCUUGACCGGCUCUUCAUACACUCUUAUCAGCAGCAUCCCCUGUAAUACGCCUGUGUUGUCCCCUGCGUUGCUCUUAGUAGAAAUCUUACCCAUUGCCGGUAAUUCCUAUGAUUCCUACCACCCUCUCCAUAUAUACUACUUAUAUCCGUUGUUGUUAGCAACGCCUACUACAAUACUUGAUCUGGCUAACAAUAAAAUUUACAGAUCAGGCUGAAUGGAUAGUCGCUGACUAAUCAUGCUGUUCACUAGCAUAUUUCAUCCGGAAUUUACUGAUUCCUAUCUAUGCAAAUUCAUUUAUUCACUCAUUCAUUCAUUUUCUUUUUGUUUAGUAUGAUGGGCAUACUGCUUGCCCACUAGUUACAGGAUAUAAUCGAGGUAUAAUAGCUGAGUUUGAUUAUUCACUCCAACCACUGGAGACGCUUCCCACUGAUCAAAGUAGAGAACGUUAUUUGUUUUACUUUAUGAACACCUUUGUCUUUCCACCUCUCUAUUGGGAUUGGUUCACGAAAGGAUACUGGUCUGGUCCGAAAUUCAUUCGCGAUAUCCUACAUUUGAGAAGCCCUUGGUAUUCAAAGCCACAGGAAUGAUUCUACCGAAAUCCAAGUAUUAUCAACUUUCUUGAUGACUGCAAAUUUAAGUGUUCGAAUUUUUAGUCGACUAUUAGUGUUUAUUCGAAUAUCAAGUUACUUCCCAUUAUGUAAGGUGUAACGGUGGACGGCGUUACAUACAACAGUAAUAUCAUCCUGAUAACCCUCCUUGUUUACGCCUUCCUAUAUUGCGCAUCCUUUUGUACUUAUUAUGUCUUGUAUUGUGCAUUAGUUUUUCCGCCUGUUCAUCGUUAAAUUAUUUUCAUUCGAUUAAAGUUAUGUUUCCUAAACAUUAGGUAUAGAUAAACUUUUAUUACUGAACUACUUUUGUUGCCUUCAUGCCUCAUUGUACUACACACUGUCGACAUCACUGUGGGAAGCUCUCCUGUGUUGACUUGUGCGUGUUUACGACCUCUAAGUGCUUUCAACAGCAUAUUGUGUCGCUCAGUUUUGUUUUACGACGUUUUCUAUUCAUUCUGUGUGGAACUUGCAGUCCAGUGUUACGUAUCCCUGUGCAACAAGUGUAGUGAUAGUGGUUUCCCGUGCAGUAAAUAAAGACGUGUAUAUUUUG